Podarcis lilfordi (Lilford's wall lizard) is the source of this 1656-nucleotide messenger RNA. The record is from the annotation of a GenBank genome assembly. NCBI's taxonomy places the organism in Eukaryota, Metazoa, Chordata, Lepidosauria, Squamata, Lacertidae.
CCCGGUUAUGGUUUAGCUGAGAGUUCUGCCUAUGAAUCUUUUGCAAAGAUCUGUUGCAUCUUUGGGAAUUGGAGCUGCAUUUAUCAAAAGGGCGGCCACCGCUGCGCUAUUAGGGGUGUGUGCAAAUAUUUGCACGCCUUGCCUGAGAGGUUGCAGCUUGUGCGUGUUAGUUUAAUGAAAGGUGACUCCCUAUAAGAGAAAUGUUUAUGGGCCUGGACACUCAGAAGCACAUAAUAUGCACGGGGGUGGAAGGAAAGCCCUUUGAGCGUAUGCGGAACUGGCACUGUUGCAGGCGCCACUCUUUCGCCCUUUGUAACAAAUUGAUCUUUAAGUGUGGCACCACCUACACUCCGGAGCUCCCUGCCUAUUGACAUCAGGCAGGCAGGCUCCAUGACUGUUUUCAGUGCCUGUUAAAAACAAUUUUGUGUAGGCAAGCCUAUCCAGAUAAGCAGAAUGCUGAUAUGUGUUUUAAUCUGAUUUUUAUCUUAUUCCUAAAUCUAAUUAUUAUUUUAAUAUCUAAAAUAGUUGUUUUUAACAUUUUUCAAUGUUUUAUUUUUUUGUAAACUGUUUUGAGUGAUGGAGGGUUUUGUUUUUUAAGCAAUCAAGCAGUAUAUAUUUUUUAUUUUUUAAAAAAGAAAAUAUGUGCAGUGUGUUAAAGGCAGGAGAAGAGAACACAAUUGCUGCAGUUUAGUUGGCCUAGGAGGGUCCCUUUAUAAUAGCUCAGCCUUUGCCAGACUGGCCCUUUCCAGAUGUUUUGGACCACCAUUCCCAUCGCUGGCUGGGGCUGAUGGGAGUGGUAGUUCAAAAGAUGUAGAGGGGGAUAGCUUGGUAAAAACUGCAGUAGCUGGUUUCUUCUUUACCCCCCCCCCCAAACACACACAAAAAAGAAAAAGCAGAAGCCUCUGGCACUUUGCCGAAGAGGCCAUAAGGUAGUUAACUGCACAGUGUGCUGCUUUAGCAGGAAUAACUUCUGUGGUUUUUCUCUCAGCAGGACUGGCUGGGUUCCCAUCUGCAAUGUGUUCAGGUUGGCCUAAGUACCCAUUAGCUGCUGCAGUUCCUCAUUCCAAGUGCUGCGUCCUGCUAAUUCAUUUGGAGCCUGUGACCGGCCAAACAAGUGAAAAACCCGGUGACCAUGUCCUGAGGAGCAAGCACAGGCUUGGUUUCGCUUUCCAAGAGACCAAUUAAGAAAACUGGCUUCUGUUGGAACUGUCAGGAGAUACUUUAAUUGCCUUUCCCUGACUCUUCCCUUGUCCUAUUUGCCUUGACCCUUUGCCAUCUCCUAGCCCAGUCAAAGCAUGCCUCGGGGAGCACUGGGAGGAAACUUGAUUUCUUGGGAUGCCAACUUUGCCCCCUGAGUGUUAUUCCUCCAGGGGAGCAAAACAUGACCUUGCAGCUGGCAAGGGAAGGACAGGAGAAGCACAUAUUCUGCUACGGCUUGAGCCAGUCAUGAAAUGUGCAUGGAUCAAAUAGCUCCUUGCUGUUAAGGCUUUGAGAGAGUGAAUAGGCAAGAUCAAGAACCCCAUUGGCUCAGCCUGGGGACACGUCCGCUACAAGGAGAAGAGCCCUGCUGGAUUAGACCAAAGGGACAUGAAGAAUUGCUGUCAGUUAUUUUGUUGUUGCUGUGCAUUUAGAAAAUAAAAUAUUUUAAAAUAAUAA